Messenger RNA from Chlorella variabilis, 477 nucleotides. RefSeq lists its product as hypothetical. The record is from RefSeq and is a predicted model, not a curated record. The transcript is spliced from 2 exons. Gene Ontology annotation, biological process: rRNA base methylation. The coding region runs from base 1 to 477 and encodes 158 amino acids. Lineage: Eukaryota; Viridiplantae; Chlorophyta; Trebouxiophyceae; Chlorellales; Chlorellaceae. Gene Ontology annotation, molecular function: rRNA (uridine-N3-)-methyltransferase activity.
AUGCCGCCGACCUCAGCGCCACGCCCGCCGCGCUUCUACAUCCCUGCCCGCCUGGCCGACGCGGCUCCAGGCGCCGUGCUGCGCCUGCCGGCCGAGGAGAGCCGGCACGCCGCCAAGACGCUGCGCCUGCGCCAGGGCGACCGCAUCGAGCUGUGUGACGGCAGCGGCUUUGUGGCGCUGGCCGAGAUGGGGGGGGUGGACAGGGCGGGGGCGGUGGCACAGGUGCUGGAUGCCGCGCAGCUGGUGCCCGCGGUGGGCUGGCAGUGGCGGGUGGCGUGCGCCUGCGGCUCCCUCAAGGGCGGCCGCUCAGACUGGCUGGUGGAGAAGUGCGCGGAGCUGGGUGCGGCCGCCUUCACGCCCCUGCUGACGCACCGCUCCCCCACCAUUGGCGGCGGCGGCGGCAGGGACGACGGCAGGCCCGCGGGGCGCGGCGCCAAGCAGGCGGGCAGGCGACGAGGUGCGCCGCCUGCUGGGUGA